Messenger RNA from Lolium rigidum, 1272 nucleotides. RefSeq names its product calmodulin binding protein PICBP-like. NCBI's taxonomy places the organism in Eukaryota, Viridiplantae, Streptophyta, Magnoliopsida, Poales, Poaceae. Gene Ontology annotation, molecular function: calmodulin binding. The transcript is spliced from 2 exons. Bases 1 to 1272 code for a protein of 423 amino acids. The record is from RefSeq and is a predicted model, not a curated record.
AUGGUGCACUGCAAGCAGGCGCGCAGGAGGCCCAAAGGCGCCGCCGAUGCUCGCAAGAACCGGGAGCGCGCGCCCGGCGGGCCGCUCCCCGGGUACAUGAGGCCGACCAGCAGCUCCGGCGCCAGGGCUGGCCGCGAGUCGGCCACCGCCGCGCCCCCGCCGGAGCGCGAGUCGGCGGCGCCCUGCCCGAGGACGCCGACCGCGGCCCGCGCGACGUGCUCCUCCGCCCUGAGGAGCGCCCUCGCCCGCGGCGGCGGUGAGGGCCGCGCGUGCCGGUACGCCUACUGCUCGCUCAAGGGCCACGCCCACGCCCCCGUCGCGCCGCCGCUCGGGACCUUCGUGGCGGCGCGGAGGCGGCUGAUCAAGACGGAGCAGCGCAUGAAGCACAGGGGCGUCUCCGCCUUCCGCAACACCAAGACCAACAAUGCUGCCGGCCUCGGCGGCCACGGUCUCUUCGUCGUCCAGGUAUAUCCCAACGCCGCCACCAGCGCCAGGGCGGCCAGCUCGGGCUCGAGCUGCAGCGGCCUCUCCGCGGAGGAGAUGGAGGCGGCGGUCGCUUUCGGCCGCCGGGAGGCGCAGGGCAAGUGGGGCGGUCCGGAUGGCUCUGUCGACGGCUCCUGCGGGUCCAGCGACGUGAUCUCGGAUGGCUUCGCCGAGCCGGCGGCGACGGUGACGGCGAGGUCUCGCAGACCCAAAGAUGCGAUUGAUGGAGACGGGGACGCUUGGGGUCGUCAGGAUCAAGAAGCAGAGGACUCUGGCGGCUGCUGCAGGUCCGAUAUCUCAGAGGAGCUGGGUGCAACAUACCAAGAUCAUGGCAGCGGUGUCACUUCAGUGGAAUCCUCAAUGGACGACAUAUCCAGUGCGUUCGGCGGGAUGUGCUUCGAAGAUGCAGGUUCUGAUCCUACCGAUGGCCAGAGGAACAAGUUGACCAUGUCCACGAGGGGAACAGCACCUAGAGACGAGGAGCGAAUCCGGCCAUUCAAUCCCAGGGCUCCAAACUUUCUUCAGGUAGAGCCUGAUGCAGAUGCUGAGAAGGUUGAUCUCAGGCAUCAGGAGGCCGAUGAUCGCAAGAAUGCAGAGGAGUGGAUGGUUGAUUAUGCGCUUAGGAGGACGGUCAACAAACUAGCUCGUGCUCAGAAGAGGAAGGUGGAGAUGCUCGUCCAGGCCUUUGAAGCUGUGCUACCACCAGUUCCAGGUGAGAAAAACGCCGUGCAACAAGACGGUGACAAGAAAGGCUUCGCACAGGCUAGGGCACGGCAGGCAUUCAGCUGA